This is a messenger RNA of Dreissena polymorpha, 1280 nucleotides long. RefSeq names its product beta-1,3-galactosyltransferase 1-like. The coding region runs from base 116 to 1159 and encodes 347 amino acids. Gene Ontology annotation, cellular component: membrane. Gene Ontology annotation, molecular function: N-acetyl-beta-D-glucosaminide beta-(1,3)-galactosyltransferase activity. The transcript has 2 exons. Lineage: Eukaryota; Metazoa; Mollusca; Bivalvia; Myida; Dreissenidae. The record is from RefSeq and is a predicted model, not a curated record.
GAUCGGUUUACGUGUGCAUAAAAUUAAAUUCAGCGGUUAAGGCACGCAGUCAUAUUUCAGUUGGAGUUGAUUAAAGUCGGUUGGAUAUGUAAUAUUUAAGACUGUUACAGUUGUUAUGAAGACCAUGUCACUAGAAAGGGCCCAAAACACUUGCAACCUUCAUGGCGCCAAGACCGUUUUCGCAGUUAUUGUCAUAUUCAUGGGGUUGAUUGUUGUCUCACUGACCUUCUCAUGGCUUGAUAUAUUGCGUAUUAACCGUUUCGUGACAGAUUUGCUCAAAGAGAGCUCUGAUAGCAGCCAAGAUGAUUGCUUUAACUGUUUUCCAAUGGACCUCAGAUCGAUGAUAUCACCAGAUCGACUGUGUGACGGCGGAAAAGUCGACGUAUUACUACUUGUUUUAUCAUCUGUCACCAACAGGUUGGCCCGAGACGCAAUCCGUUCCACAUGGGGGUCUCUCUGUAACUCACUGAAUUCCAGCAUCCGCCUCGCCUUUGUGAUCGGAAACAAUUUGAACAAAACAUACAACUCAUUUUUGCUGGAAGAAAGUAACGAAUUCCAUGAUAUUAUUCAAGCAGAUUUUCGCGACACCUAUGCUAAUCUUACAUAUAAAACAAUGAUAGGAUUGAAAUGGAGUGUCACACAUUGCUCAAGUGUAAAAUAUGUUAUGAAAACUGACGACGACAUGUUCGUUAACACUGAGUUGUUGCCUAUUUUGUUACAAGCUGCGCCGAACAGAAAUUUCAUGGGAGGCUCUUGUUGGGGACCAAGUUCCCCACACAGACAGACUUCCUCGAAGUGGCAUGCGUCUUUAAGACAGUAUAGGAAGCCAUUGUACCCACCCAUGUGCAGCGGAACAGGAUACCUGUUGUCUAGAGAUGUCGUUGGCAAUAUAGUUAACGUGUCCAGGGAUGUACCAUUCUUUCAUUUAGAGGAUGUCUAUGUCGCGAUGUGUGUUAACAAAUUUGCCGUUUCGCCAGUUAGUUUGAAUGGCUUCUCAAUCAUGAUUGGUAGUUUUACGCCCUGUGCGUACCGUAAUUCCGUCAUAACAUCACAUCAAUUAUCACCAGAGACGUUGAAAAAAUAUUGGGCAGACUCAAGAACUUGUCCUCUAUCGCUGUUAAGGCCGGAACAAUUGUUUAAAACUAGUCGAGUUGUUUGAAUUUUGCAUUUACACAUAUAUUUGAACAGCAGUUAAAAAUGCAUUUGAUAUUGCUUACUUAUUUUAAAACAGUAUUUAAAGAUUUUAAAUCUAAUUGGUACAUACACUAUACUGGAGACAA